Molecule: messenger RNA, 562 nt
Organism: Betta splendens (Siamese fighting fish)
Lineage: Eukaryota; Metazoa; Chordata; Actinopteri; Anabantiformes; Osphronemidae
Gene: ndufs5
Product: NADH:ubiquinone oxidoreductase subunit S5
Exons: 3
Coding region: 161-481 (106 amino acids)
Biological process (GO): mitochondrial respiratory chain complex I assembly
Source: RefSeq, a predicted model, not a curated record
CACACACCGACACUGUCCAACAGGCGGCAGUAAAGCGCAGAUGAAAAACCUACUCGCGACACAUGUCGUCAUUUUACGGCGACGUUUUGAUUCACCUGCCGUAAAGCGAAACGUGUUGAGUCGGACAGAAGGUUAAAGUGAAUCCUUCACAACACGCAUAAUGCCGUUUGUGGAUCUGCAGUCACGGCUUGGCAUCAACAUAGACCGCUGGCUUCUGGUGCAGAGCGGGGAGCAGCCCUACAAGCGGGCAGCGCGCUGCCACGCCUUUGAGAAGGAGUGGAUUGAAUGCGCCCACGGCAUCGGGCAGACUCGCGCCAAGAAGGAGUGUCAGCUGGAGUUUGAAGACUUCUACGAGUGCAUGCACAGGCAGAAGACUCGGGACCGACUGUAUGCGAUCCGUCAGCAGCGAGACAAGAUGAUAAAGGAGGGAAAGUACACGCCGCCAUCCUCCCACACAGGAGGAGCUGACGAGGCACCAUGAGAGUCCACAGUUUGGUUCAUGUGCAUAGUAAAUCAAAUAUAACUAUUUCCAAUUUGCAAAUAAAUGUAAUCAUCUACUGUC